Metarhizium album ARSEF 1941 is the source of this 2376-nucleotide messenger RNA. RefSeq names its product Leucine carboxyl methyltransferase 2. NCBI's taxonomy places the organism in Eukaryota, Fungi, Ascomycota, Sordariomycetes, Hypocreales, Clavicipitaceae. The transcript has 4 exons. The record is from RefSeq and is a predicted model, not a curated record. Gene Ontology annotation, molecular function: protein binding; tRNA methyltransferase activity. Gene Ontology annotation, biological process: wybutosine biosynthetic process; tRNA methylation. Bases 1 to 2376 code for a protein of 791 amino acids.
AUGCUUAGUCACUUCGACAAACUCAAGACACCACCCAAAUCAGUUAGCAAAUAUCCAACCCUUGCCAAGCAAGUCAGCAGAUUCAGGGGCCUAGGCUACUCAAAAAUCGAUAUCUGGGACCUUUGGGAAGCCUGGUCAAGUGAAACAUUCAUCAGCGAUUCUGAAAGAGCGGCCCUGGAUGACAAAGAACCAUUUGACGAAUGGGAAGAGUUCGUACUCUUCGGACGACAUUAUUUUAUUCUUCAUGCCGUUGCCUCACAUCAAGAGUCGGAGAUAACAGUCUCGUCAGAAUUUCAUCACACAAAACCGUUGGAGAAAGAAAGUAUAUUCUAUGUUUCAGUGGCCAAGCGUGGUGCAGAAACAUCCAAGAGGCGAUUUGGCGACGUACUCGCAAUUACAGAUCCCACUGGAGCCGCGUAUGCUGUUCACAUCAUGGGACUCGGGACAAGUGGUAGACGAGAGUCAUACGAUAUUUACAGUCUAGAUGGAAAAAUGGACAUGCCCAUCGUUCCCAUCACUGGACCUCUCCCGCGCAUGUGCCACUCGAUAACAGACUUAGGCGACUACGGCGUGCUUUUGGUCGGUGGUCGCACUUCUCCGGCCAAUGCCUUAUCAGAUUGCUGGAUUCUCAAUAAAGGGCUUUCGAGUCAAUGGGUACCUACCUCGAGCCUCCCAAUUCCGUUGUUCAGACACGCAGCAAUUUGUCUUCGCGGCAGCUCUCUUGCCCUUAUUUUAGGCGGCAAAACGGGACCCUCUGUAAUCUCGGAAGACUGCUACGUCUUCGAUGUGACGAAAGGCUGGUCGAAAUGUGACAUUUUGGGAGAUGCACCUGGACCUUUGUUUGGUGCAGUGCUGUGCAAUUCACCCCGUACUCGCCCCGACUCCGAAGACAGCUUUACCGGGCUGCUUGCUGGUGGAAUUGGGCAAGAUGGUUUGAUCAGCUCAAGAAAGUAUACAUGGAAGCUCGAUUUUCCUAACUCAAAGCCAACCAUUCAAUUUACUAGGUGUGAGGGUGAGUUCGAUCAUCAACUCGAGGAUAUUGCGGUGUUUGGAGCGAGAACAGUCGAUUUCGAGUCACAAACACUGGUAUGUGGAGGAGUAGGAAUCAGUUCCAAAGCACAAGGUCAGAGUAUCUUUACGGUAUACAUGACCGAAAAUGAUGCGUAUGCUGCGUCCAGGGUGGGCACUUGCCCUGAGGGCAGGGUGCUACCAUUUAUGAUCGGAUCAGCCAUGAUGAAGUACAAAGGCAGCGUUGUGAUACUUGGCGGUGGAGCCACUUGCUUCUCAAUGGGCACUUUUUGGGAGACUGGGGUCUUUCAGCUCAUCCCUAGGGGCAAAGAGGAUGGCGUGGGAAGCCCCGAAGUCACAAAACGGCGACCUCCAACAGUACGCUUUUUGGCGUCGCAAAGGGUUGUCAGUAGCACGAAUAAAAAGCUGUGGCAGGAGCCGAGUCUGGAAAAGGCCAAAGUUGCAACUAUCCCCCGCGUCCGCCUGGAAACAACAGCCCAGUUCGAAGACAUUUUGCAAGCCGGGCUGCCAGUUAUUAUCUCAAACGCCGAUCUUGGUGGCUGUGUGCAGAAGUGGACACCUUCGUAUAUGGUAGAUCGAGUUGGCCACGAUACCAAGGUUGUCGCACAUGAAUGUAAGCAUGAUCAUGAAAGAAUGGACUUCAAUUCAAAGAACUUCCGCUACAUCACUGAGACUUUUGGCAAUGUUAUGGCACGUGCCGAGGCCGGAGAGAGGAUAUACUUACGCGCACUUUCCCGAGAUGAACCGUCAGAACGACCAGCUAAUAUCCACGAUGACUUUCCUGGAUUAGCAGUGGAUUUCCGUCUCCCUGGAGAGAUGGACCGGGCCAGCCGUUGCCUAUUCAGCUCUGUUCUUAGGGUAUCUGGGCAUGUAAAUAUGUGGCUGCACUAUGAUGUCAUGGCUAACGUCUAUGCCCAAGUAUCAGGGUCAAAGCGUAUGGUACUGUUUCCGCCUCGUGAUGUAGAGCACUUGCUGUUUGCUCCUGGAGCGUCCAGCUCAAGCCUCGAUGUCUUUUCAGAGCUAGAAACACGGCAGUUGGCGGCGACGCAUCCGUAUGAAGCGGUACUUGCUCCAGGGGAUAUACUGUUCCUGCCCGCAUGCUGGCCACACGCAGCUGCAACGGUAACGGACUGGAGCAUAGCUGUCAAUGUCUUCUUUCGAGACUUGGAAAGCGGAUACACCAUUGGGAGGGAUGUGUACGGUAAUCGAGACCUCGCUGCGUAUGAGAAGGGACGACUAGAGGUCGCUCGUGUAGGAAAAAGCUUCCAGCAUCUCCCCUUGGAAACGCGCCGCUUUUACCUUAAGCGACUGGCAGAGGAACUUGAACUGACUGCCGACAGGGUAUAG